Glycine soja is the source of this 1733-nucleotide messenger RNA. RefSeq lists its product as uncharacterized. The record is from RefSeq and is a predicted model, not a curated record. The coding region runs from base 213 to 1370 and encodes 385 amino acids. Lineage: Eukaryota; Viridiplantae; Streptophyta; Magnoliopsida; Fabales; Fabaceae. The transcript is spliced from 3 exons.
AUCUGUCCCUUUUGUCUCUUCGAUCCCCAUAUUACUCCCUCACUCCUCACUCACACAAACACACAAAUACUCUCUCUUUGAAAACUCCCAACCCACAUUGAUACCUCUAUUUUUUUUACUCUCUUUUUGUGUUCCAUAUUCUCUCUCACCAUUUUCACCUGCAUUCAAUUCUCCAAAUCAUUACUCUUUGAGACUCUCAUAGAUACCCCAAAAUGGGUUCUAGAGCACGUUGGCGCCAGAGUUGGGCUCCACAGCCCUUGACACCCUUAAUGGAAGGCCCUGGCCCUGAAAUGCAAGAGGAAGGAACCAAGAAAGAGAGUUCAUGGGAAGUAAUAAGGGAAUGGUUCAGGACUCAGAAGAUCUCCCCAAGUGGAAGUUUUUCACAAUCAUCAUCAUCAUUCUAUGGAACCAUUCAUGCCAAGACACAAGAUUUGAGGCUCUUGCUUGGUGUCUUGGGCUGUCCCUUGGCUCCUAUUCCCUCAGCACAUGAUCCCACUCUUAGCAUUCACAUCAAAGACACCCCAUUUGAAACUUCAACUGCCAAAUACAUUAUCCAGCAGUAUUUGGCAGCCACGGGGUGCCUAAAACAGCAAAAGGACACUAAAAACAUGUAUGCCACUGGGAUGGUGAAGAUGAUUUGCUGUGAGACAGAGAUUUCAUCUGGGAAGAAUGUCAAGUGCUUGGGUACAAGAAGCAGUGAAAAUGGUUGCUUUGUGCUUUGGCAGAUGCAACCUGGUAUGUGGUCUCUUGAAUUGGUGGUUGGUGACCACAAGGUGGUUGCAGGCAGCAAUGGCAAAACCGUGUGGCGGCACACACCAUGGCUUGGCACACAUGCAGCCAAAGGCCCCCAAAGACCCCUUCGUCGCCUCAUUCAGGGCUUGGAUCCAAAGACCACAGCGAGUUUAUUCACCAACGCGCAAUGCUUGGGCGAGAAUCGAAUUGGGACCGUGGAUUGCUUCGUGCUAAAGGUCUCGGCCGAUCGUGCGGCAGUGGUUGAAAGGAGUGAGGGCCCCGCAGAGGUGAUAAGGCACAUUCUAUACGGUUACUUUUGCCAAAAGAGUGGACUCCUCAUAUACCUAGAAGACUCUCACCUCACAAGGGUCCCAACACAAGACAAUGAUACGGUGUAUUGGGAGACCACCAUAGGGAGCAGCAUCGGCGACUACCGGGACGUUGAUGGCAUCCUCAUUGCACAUCAAGGGCGGUCCGUCGCAACGGUGUUCCGGUUCGGGGAGCUCUCGAUGCAGCAUAGCCGGACCCGGAUGGAGGAGAUUUGGACCAUUGAUGAUGUUAUGUUUAAUGUACCUGGACUCUCCAUGGACCAUUUCAUUCCUCCAGCUGAUAUCUUUGACAAUAUAAAUUCUCCAUGAUGAUGAUAAUAACCUAACCUUUUAUUAGGGGGGUUUUUUGGGUUACUUUUUUUUUUUUUUUUUUAAUCUUUCCUUGUCAAUGUGAAUUGUAAUAUUACUUAAUUUGGGGGUGGUAUAAUCAAAGGAUUGGUGGGAGAAGGUGUAAUUUUACUUGUCUUUGUUUCUUGUUUGCUAAUGUAAGGUUUAAGUGACCAGUAAGUAGUUAGUUGGUGUUUCAUGUCAUUAAGCUCAAAUGACAAAUUCAAGAGGGGGAUGGAAUAAUUGUUACGUACUCAUCAACUGGUAUAAGACAAUGAGGGCACAUAUUUAUGUACUUCAUUUGGAGAAAUUGUGGGAUAUUGAUCAUUGAUGCCAUUUUAAUAA